UUAAAUACAUUUCAUUUAUACUUUUGUGGCAUUGAUGUUGCAUGUUACAAAGUGUUGAAAGCGUAAACUAUCCAUAUAACCAUGGUAGUAACCCUGCUAUAUUUAUAUCGUGUUACAUCCUUGCUUUUCAACUAGUUUUGUGAAACAGUAACGUUAAUUGAUUUAUUUUAUUUUGUUCCACGCUAGUGUAUGGCAACACUGUUUCUUCAUAAAACAAACCGUUGACUAGCUUAAUGACACAUUGCUGUUGAGUAUUAAGCGUCACUAUCCAAAGCAAAGGUACCUGAAUAAUAAUGACGAUACUCCUGAAAGCACGUGUCAACAUGGAGCGAUUUGACUGCAGAUUGGACUGAGACAGUUGAUAAUGUGUUGAAAAGACAUCUGGAUGGACACAGCACUACCCUACCACACCUUUCUUCUUCAAACAAGAAUCUUUUACUUUGUAACUGGAUACAAUUAUAAAGAAGAAACAGACCUUCAUUUGGAAUACUAACAACAUUUUCAUUAUGCCAACUUGAAUGGCAUGGCUUUUGAGGAAACCUAACCCUGAUUGUUUUGAAAGAGUUUACAAGAGUGGUCGAGUUAACUUUUGAAGAAUCUUCUGAAGUCUUUACGGGAACAAAAUCACAAAAUGGAUCAAGCAAGCGGUGGAGAGGAUCCUAAUAAAGCCAAUAAAAAGAAAGAAAAAGAGGAUGAGAUUAAAAACAAAAAACUGCGUGACCGGAUCACCAGUUUUCGGAAGACUGGGAAUAAAAAGGACAAGCCCCUGAUCCAGCACUCUACAGACCCCCUGUCCACUCAGGUAGAGAUGCCCAUGCCCCAGCCCCUCUUCGACGAACGCUCCAUGAACCUCUCCGAGAAGGAGAUCAACGACCUCUUUGAGAAGAUGAUGGAGGACAUGAACCUGAAUGAGGAGCGUAAAGCCCCCCUGCGUGGGAAGGACCUGAGCACCAAGAGAGAGAUGGUUGUACAGUACAUCUCUGCCACAGCCAAAUCUAUCACCGGAAGCAAAGUCACGGGAGGACUGAGGAACAGCAAGCAUGAGUGUACACUGUCAUCACAAGAGUAUGUCCACGAGCUGCGCUCUGGCAUCAGUGAGGACAAGCUGCUCAUCUGCCUGGAGUCCCUUCGUGUCUCUCUCACCAGUAACCCUGUCAGCUGGGUGAACAACUUUGGUCAUGAAGGACUAGGCCUCCUCUUGGAUGCAUUGGAUAAGUUGCUGGACAAGAAACAGCCAGAAAGUAUAGACAAAAGGAACCAGCACAAGCUGAUCCAGUGUCUCAAGGCCUUCAUGAACAAUAAGUAUGGACUGCAAAGGAUUCUGGGAGAUGAGCGAAGCUUGCAUCUCCUGGCCAGGGCCAUUGACCCAAAACAGACCAGUAUGAUGACAGAGAUCGUCAAGAUCCUCUCAGCUAUCUGCAUCAUUGGAGAGGAAAACAUCCUGGAUAAGAUCCUGGCUGCCAUGACGAUUGCAGCGGAGAGGAAUAACAAGGAGAGAUUUGCUCCGAUAGUGGAGGGACUGGAAAAUCACGAGGCCCAACAGCUCCAGGUGGCCUGCAUGCAGCUGAUCAACGCUCUGGUCACCUCUCCGGACGAUCUGGACUUCAGGAUACAUCUGCGCAACGAGUUCCUCCGCUGUGGCCUCAAGAAGAUCCUACCGGAGCUGAAAGAGACAGAGGAGCUGGACAUCCAACUGAAGGUGUUCAAUGAGAACAAGGAGGAGGACUCCAUUGAGCUCUCCCAUCGCCUCGAUGACAUCCGCGCCGAGAUGGAUGAUAUGGGUGAGGUGUACCAUCUCCUAUCCAACAUGGUGAAAGACACCGGGUCGGAGACCUACUUCCUGUCCAUCCUACAGCACCUCCUGCUCAUCAGGAACGACUACUACAUCAGGCCCCAGUACUACAAGGUGAUAGAGGAAUGUGUGUCUCAGGUGGUUCUCCAUCGCAGCGGGAUGGACCCAGACUUCGGGUACAGAGAGAGACUGGAUGUAGACUUCACCCACCUCAUUGAUCAGUGCGUGGAUAAAGCCAAAGUGGAUGAGAGCGAACUGAAGGCUGCUGAGUUCUCCAAAAAGUUCGAUGAAGAGUUCAGCGCCCGGCAGGAGGCCCAGGCCGAGUCCCAGAAGAAAGAGGAGAAAAUCAAAGAGCUGGAAGGGCAGAUCUGUAAUCUGAAGACCCAGUUAGCUAGCGAGGCAAACAAGCUCAAAGAGGCUCAGAAAGUCAUCAGUGAAGCUGAGUGCCAGGUGCAGAUUGCAGCCGGACCAGCGGCGGCCGGGACAGGAGUCCCACCUUCUGCCCUACCGGGGGGAUUGGCACUCCCUCCUCCGCCGCCUCCUGGCAUGGCCAGCAUGCCCCCUCCGCCUCCACCCCCGCCACCUCCAGGCGUAGGGCCACCCCCACCACCCCCUCCCCCCGGUUGUGGUCCCCCACCACCCCCUCCCCCCGGUUGUGGUCCCCCACCUCCCCCACCCUUCCCCGGGGCUCCAGGUAUCCCUCCGCCUCCUAUGAUGGCCAUACCUGUCAUCAAGCUGCCUUAUGGACUGGAGGCCAAGAAGACCUACAAGCCUGAGGUCGUCAUGAAGAGGGUCAACUGGUCCAAGAUAGUGCCUCAGGAAAUGGCGGAGAAUUGCUUCUGGAUCAAAGUCAAAGAGGAGAAGUUUGAGAAUCAAGAAUUCUUUGAACAGCUCUCCCUCAGCUUUUCCUCCAGGACCAAAGUGAAAAAUGAGGUGGAUGAGACAGACGCCAGGGUGACGCAAUUCAAGAAAAAGGCGAAGGAGCUGCGAAUCUUGGACGCAAAGACGGCACAGAAUUUGUCAAUUUUCCUGGGCUCAUUCCGGCUGCCUUAUGAAGAGAUCCGGGACAUUGUGCUGGAGGUGGACGAGGGGAGGCUGACCGAAUCACUGAUCCAGAACCUGAUAAAGAACCUACCAGAGCAGAAGGACCUGAGCGCUCUGGCAGAACUGAAGAAUGAGUACGAGGACCUAUGUGAGCCUGAACAGUUUGGCAUUGUGAUGAGCUCUGUGAAGCUCCUGCGCUCACGCCUCAACGGAAUCCUUUUCAAGCUGACCUUCGAGGAGCAGGUGAACAACAUCCGUCCGGACAUCAUGAAUGUGACGUUCGCCUGCGAGGAGGUGAAGAAGAGUGACAGCUUCAGCAAGCUGCUGGAGAUGGUGUUGCUGGUGGGCAACUACAUGAACGCUGGCUCCCGGAAUGCCCAGACAUUUGGCUUCAACAUCAGCUUCCUCUGCAAGCUUCGAGACACUAAGUCGGCCGACCAAAACACAACGCUGCUCCACUUCCUGGCUGAGAAGUGUGAAGCGAAGUACCCAGAGAUCCUGAGGUUCCCUGAAGAGCUGCAGCAUGUGGAGAGUGCUAGCAAAGUUUCUGCCGAGAUCCUGAAGAGCAGUCUCAGCACCAUGGAGCGACACAUCCAGAGGCUAGAAAAUGACAUUGAGAACUUCCCCAAGACGGACGACGAAAAGGAUAAGUUUGUGGAAAAAUUGUCCGGCUUCUCAAAACAUUCACGGGAGCAAUAUGAGAAGCUGUCCACCAUGCACAAGAACAUGCAGAAGUUAUACGAGAGCCUGGGCAGCUACUACGCCUUCGACCCCCACGUCCUCUGCGUCGAGGACUUCUUCGGUGGCCUGGCCUCCUUCCGUACCCUCUUCGUGGAAGCAGUGAAGGACAACCACAAGAAGAGGGAGAUGGAGGAGAAGAUCAAGAGAGCCCGACUGGCCAAGGAGAAAGCGGAGCGCGAGAAGCAGGAGCGCCAGCAGAAGAAGAAGCAGCUGAUUGACAUGAACAAAGAGGGAGGAGAGAAUGAAACAGGUGUGAUGGACAGUCUAAUGGAAGCCCUGCAGUCCGGAGCCGCCUUCCGCGACCGCCGAAAACGAACCCCGCGCAACGGUGAUCAAAGUCCAUGCAGUCCUGUCUCUCGGUGGCCGGGUGCUAACCAUGACACCCGCCGCGCGGUCCUGGAAAGGUCUCGGUCGCGCCACAAUGGAAACCCCCAGGCUCGAUGAUGGCCCGCGCCUACCAGAAGACGUUAGAUAAGUGCCAAAGAGGCCUGCGAGGAAAAUCUGAGGACGUCUAGUAGGAGGGAUGGACCCCAGCUGCGUGGCACGCACACACACACACACACACACACACACACACACACACACACACACACACACACACACACACACACACACACACACACACACACACACACACACACACACACACACACACACACACACACACACACACACACACACACACACACACACACACACACACACACACACACACACACUAACACUGCCAGGUCUUGAAGAAAACAAAAGGCCCCUAAAGAACCUAAGAGUAACUGAGAAAACAAGAACAGGACAUCAUCACACAGGAUAUUCAAUAGUCAUACUGUUGGUCUGACUGCCUUACAUAUUUAUUAUCUACUUUGUCAUGGCUUUGCCUGUACAUGACUGUCUAAAGCUUUGGUUGUUUUGGGGAGAAAAAAAACUGUACUUGGUUGCUCAAAUUGUCAUAUAGGCUCACAGAACUUCACUAUAUCUGUCAGACAACCCAACCCUCCUAAAAACUGCCACACCUGUCCUCUCAUCUGUGGUCAUGUACUUCCAAAUGGAUGCAGUGAGUAGGGAUGUAACUAGAGAACAGACAUCUCUCCAUUGAGGACUGACCUCUAGUGUAUUCUGACUAACCACAUCUAACAAAGCUUUCUUUCUCUUUUCCUCUUUUAUUCAACACAUACACCAAUUAACUGUGGCGUGAACAGUGAAUUGGUGUGAACCCCGUUAUUUGUGAAAGAGUAUUUUCCCCUGAAUUAAUCCGAUAAUAUUAUGCAUAAUAUGUCUCACAACAAGGAUACAGAACUGUAAAUAUGCAUCAGUGAUCUUUAGAGUAUAUGACUGAAUUCUCCAUAAGUUGUGGUAGAGAAAGCAUCAUAUUCAUUGUUUUUUGUUUUUCUCCCAGAGAUGUCAAAUUCCUUAGUGUGCUAAACAUGUUUUUAGAUAUUUUUGCACAUGUAUUGAAAAUGAAAUGCAGAUAUCUAAUUUACAUAAGUAUUCACACCCCUGAGUCAAUACAUGUUACACCUUACAACUGAGUCUUUCUGGGUAAGUCUUUAAGAGCUUUGCACACCUGGAUUGUACAAUAUUUGCACAUCAUUCUCAAAACAAUUAUUUAAGCUCUGUCAUGUUGGUUGUUGAUCAUUGCUAGACAGCCAUUUUCAAGUCUUGCCAUACAUUUUCAAGCUGAUUUAAGUCUAAACUGUAACUAGGCCACUCAGAUAAUUGAGCACAGAUAACUCAUGUGUCGAGGUUUGGAUUGAUUUGAGCCAUGUUUUCAAUUUAAAUGUAAAAAAUACAAUAAUCAGUGCAGUUGACAAGUUGAAUCAGGUGUGCUUGUCCAGGGUUACAAUAAAAAGUGUACUGUUGGGGGUACUGGAGGACCAGGUUUGGGAAACACUGCCCUAGUCCUUGCCAAUGACAAGCAUAGCCAUAACAUUAUGCAGCCACCACCAUGCUUGAAAAUAUGAAGAGUGAUACACAGUGAUGUGUUGUGUUGGAUUUGCCACAAACAUAAUACUUUCUAAUAAUACUUUCUAUUCAGGACAUUCAGGACAAGUUAAUUUCUUUGCCAUAUUUUGUUGCAGUUUUAAUUUAGUGCCUUAUUGCAAACCAGAUGCAUGUUUUGGAAUAUUUUUAUUCUGUACAGGCUUUCUUCUUUUCACUCUGUCAUUUAGGUUAGUAUUGUGGAGUAACUAGAGUUUUCUUGAUCCAUCCUCAGUUUUCUCCUAUCACAGCUAUUCAACUCUGGAACAGUUUUAAAGUCACCAAUGGCCUCAUGGUGAAAUCCCUCAGCGAUUUCCUUCCUCUCUGGCAACUGAGUUAGGAACUGAGUUUUGUUUUACCCAUCUACCAAUAGGUGCCCUUCUUUGUGAGGCAUUGGAAGACAUCCCAUUUUUGAAUCUGUGUUUGAAAUUCACUGCUCGUCUGAGGGACCUUACAGAUUGUUGUAUGUGUGAGGAACAGAGAUUAAGUAGUUAUUCAAAAACCAUGUUAAACACAAUUAUUGCACACAAUAAGUCAAUGCAACUUAUUAUGUGACUUGUUAAGCACAUUUUUACUCCUGAACUUAUUUAGGCUUGCCUUAACAAAGGGGUUGAACACUUAUUGACUCAAGACAUUUCAGCUUUACAUUUUAUAUGAUUUUGUAAACAUUUCUAAAAACACAAUUUCACUUUGACAUUAUGGGGUAUUGUGUGUAGGCAAGUGACAGAAAAUCUCAACGUCGUCCAUUUUAAAUUCCGUCUGUAACACAACAAAACUUUCUGAAGGCACUGUACAGUAUGCCUCAGCAAAAGGCUGGUUUCCACUAGAUAGCACAAGCACAAAGUCCAAAUUGGCAAUCGUAAAAAUACAUGGGGGGAAAAAAUGUGCUUCUUGGUCUUAAUUUAUUUAAGGUUAGGAUUAGGUUUAUGCUUAAGGUUAGCAGUGUGGUUAAAGUUAGGAUUAAGGUAUAAAAUCACUUUUUAAGAUGAGAAUUUGAAACAAAUAUGGGGGGAAAAUGGGGGGGCGGGGGUAUUAUUUUGUGGCUGUGGUAACUAGUGACAACCGCUUUCAUUGAGCAGUAGACUACACGAGCCAGUCGAGCUCCUGAAUAGCUAACUAGCAUGCUAAAACAUUAGCCUGUCUUCUCCAGUUAAACUUCUAAAUGUCUUAGUGGUUUUAGCAUGCUAAGCCUUUAGCUUGUCAGGGAGGGAAAGACGUGCAUGGGUUCUAAGGAGGGGGCUAACAUUCUAUUGAAAUUGUGAAACCCUUUCAAAUCGUUUUUAUUGUGUUCAUAUUUCUUUCCCAUUUUUUUUGUGGCUGUGUUAUGAAAGGCCUUGUUUCUUGAUGUCAGUGCUAAGAGCUUUCCCGUUACUAGCAGUUUCCUAAUCGCAGCAUAACCUGCCCGGACUUCACACUCAUUUGACAAGAUGUCAUACGAAACAAAAUGGUCAUAUGAAAGGGGAAAAAAUAGAAUGCAUAAAGGCUAGUUUGAGCAUUCAGUCGACCGCAAGGAAAAUAAAGCUCUGAGCAAUGUGCUCACAUUAGGAGCCAUUUGAGAUUUUUUUCCCCCUCUUUUCCUUAUUUUUUUUUUUGUUGCACGGAUUAAUUCCCACAUUCACAGUGUGCCUUGAGCAUGCUUGUCCCUUCCAUGUCUGAGCAGUAAGCAGAUGCGAGAGAAAUGGUCGCUUUCCCACACAAGGAAACCGUACCCAGUGGAAUACAUUGAGGGUCUAUGCUGACAACAUGGUGGCUGUCUUAGUAAGGGAAGCCUCCACACACCCUCCCUUGACCUACUGCUUAUGGCGUGAGUAAAUGCUCGCCAUAACGUCAUGUCUCAAUUAUGCCAUAUCACUGCUGGCAAAACUGUGUGCAGAAAAUCAUGCCUUUCCCAGUGAUCUGAACAGCAGCUUGGGAGGAAAGCAGUGGCUUUGCUUGACUUAUGACUGAAUAGAUGAAGAUUUGCUGUUUUAACAGUUUCCCAACGUGGUGCCUGAUGAGUCGGUUUGUUGCAACCCUCGUCUUAGAAGCCUCACAGGCCCAAGUUUCAUCAAUUUCAUCUAUUCAUAGGGUGCAAUGUUCGUGAGAGUUGCCUGGGAGAAGUGUGCAUAUUCAUGAAAUGUGAUGAGUCCUAUUCAGUUAAUAUGUAAGAUUGGGGUGGUAAGUUACACAGAGGCACACUGUUCCCUACAUAGUGUACUAGUUUUGACAGGAGCCCUAUGGACCCUGGUCAAAAGUAGUGCGCUACAUUGGAAUAGGGAAUAGGAUACCAUUUGGGAUGCAGAGAGAAACAGAAAGGGUACCAUGUUCAUGAAGGAGUGUAUUUGCCAUAGGUUUUGCUUCAUAUACACUAGAGAUCCCCACUGUGGAAAAUCCAGCACUGCCAAAGGCACUGAUUUGCUUUUUCUAGUAAAAAAUCUCCCUUUGUAUUCUGUUUCACCAUUACACAGUAAGAAACCCACUAUUUUCUUAACACUCAAUGUGUUGUGAGCCCACACCCAAGGUGUUUCAUUUGUAACCCCAAUUCCAUAAGUUACGUGUGAGUCUGCGUUAAGUGCAAUGCUUCUGUUUUUGUUUUUUACAUGCCAAGUUUGUAUUCAAAACAUGAACAACUGUUACAGAAUGGUGACUGAAUACUCAGGUUUGUUGUAUUGUUUUUGUAUUUAACAAAAGAAAAUAUAUCUUUCCUAGUCAAGUGAAUUUAUAGUUCAGCUUGUACAGAAUGAAAUCUUGAUUUUUCCCUGGUAGCCAACUCUUAAAACAAGUCCAUAGUUACAUUUACCUUUUACUGCAGUGGGCUAAUUCAGGGUCAUGCAGAGUGUUUCUUGGUAGUUUUAAAUCACCUGUUCCAAAUCAGAUAUAGAGUUGUAUAACAUUUUGAAUCUGCAUCCUAAUAUUAACUUUAUAUACAUCACAGAAAACUGAAAUCUGUAAAAAAUGCUUGAAUAGAAACACCGAGUUUUUGCCAUGAAAAAAAUAAAGACGUUUAUUAAUUAUGAAUAAUGAAUAAAUUAUGAAUAAUAUUUAUAACAUUCCACCCAUGAGGCCACUAUGUAAUUUGACUGCAGGAAGUCCAAAAAUGGAAAAUUGUGAUAACACAUACUAGAAAGUCAUUUUAUGCAUUUUGGAAAUUAAUAUAUCAUAGUUUGACUGUAUUUGAUUUGAAAUUGAAGAUGGAUAUCUCAUUCUUGAUUUACUGGUACAAUGAAAUCAGAGACUAAAGCUACUUUCCCCAUUUGUGAUUAUUGUAUUUUCCCCUGUAGCCUGGUCCCAGAUCUGUUAGUGCUGAAUAGCCAACUCUCAGCUAAGCAGCACAAACAGAUCUGGGACCAAGCUAUUUCCCUUGUGCUGUAGGGUGAUAAAUGUGUGUUGUGUAUGCAUAGAGAGUAGCAACAGUGUUGCAGGUGGCAACAGUAACCUGUAAAGGGACUGAACCACCAGUGGUAUUAAAGGAUCCCCUGACUGGGCCAAACCAUCUCCCUCUGACUGGGCCAAACCAUCUCCCUCUGACUGGGCCAAACCAUCUCCCUCUGACUGGGCCAAACCAUCUCCCUCUGACUGGGCCAAACCAUCUCCCUCUGACUGGGCCAAACCAUCUCAUGCUCACCCUGUAUUUUUGGUAUUCUUACUUGAGAUCUGCACUACGAUUUCCAUAUUAAGUACAUGCUUAACUAAUACGUCUCUUAUCGACAUGAAAGUUAAAUUAUUGUUAGGAAAGUCUGAAUUGCGCAAGUCAUUGAGGAGACAGAGGCUUGCAAAACUAUUAGGUGCCAUUCAUUUGGUGUCAAUUGAUUACUAGCUCAAUCAGGAAGAGAGUGAAUGUUUGGAUCAACGUUCACACUUGUUGAUGGUGCACUUUAACUUUCUAUUAUUCUGCUAAGCUACAGAAUGGUUUGAUUUGAAUUUCAUGAAUGCUGCCUUGCCACAGAAAGCGAGUGAAUUACUUCCAAAUAGUUCAAUGCUGCCACAUAAAUAAAUACAUUUUGUUAGUCCUUCAUAUUGUAAUUUGUAAAAUGAUGACAUGAUGAAUAAAGAAAAUAUAAAGCAACAAUGCUGGAGGAAUGUGAUUGUCGGAACUAGAAGCACAAGCAUUUCGCUACACUCGCAUUAACAUCUGCUAACCAUGUGUAUGUGACCAAUAACAUUAGAUUUGUUGCCUUGAUGUAUGAUACCAUGGCCCUGCCUACCCUCGACCUUCACAUUGACUAGGUUUUUAUUGGCUUGAAAAAUAUAUUUGUAGCAUCUUUACGUUUAUUUUUAUCCAUAAGGAAUAAACAUUUUAAUGGUUAUG
This is a messenger RNA of Oncorhynchus keta (chum salmon), 9839 nucleotides long. It is a transcript of the gene diaph2, whose product is annotated as diaphanous-related formin 2. NCBI's taxonomy places the organism in Eukaryota, Metazoa, Chordata, Actinopteri, Salmoniformes, Salmonidae. Gene Ontology annotation, biological process: actin filament polymerization; actin cytoskeleton organization. Bases 632 to 4021 code for a protein of 1129 amino acids. The transcript is spliced from 30 exons. Gene Ontology annotation, molecular function: microtubule binding; actin binding; small GTPase binding. The record is from RefSeq and is a predicted model, not a curated record. Gene Ontology annotation, cellular component: actin filament; cytoplasm.